ACUUAUUUCAAAUUGUGGGAGGUUCGUGUUGUAAGAUUAGACUCGUUGCCCCAAAAAUUGAUUUUAAAACGUUAAAAGUGAUCAGAACUUAAACAGACUUCAAAUUUCAUAAAGUAUUUUUAAUCUUAUCCAAAUAUAUACUUUUAUCACAGUAUAAGGAUAUAAUAAAAGUAAAAAUUCCAGGUAGUAAGUACACAUAAAGCAUUGAGCUUGAACGCGUUAGUCCUCGUUUAACUUAUAAGUUACAAGACUGCUACAAAAAGAUCAACCCUCGGUAGAAAUAAGAAAUAAACCAAGUUAUUACUGAAGAUACUGCAGCCAGCGUGAAUAACAAAACAUGAGCAGUACAAGUCAUGGAUUUUCGUUUGGAUUACAGCCUCAAACUCAACAGCCUGUUGGAGGUUUCACUGGCAUUAGUACCACUACAAGUCAACCCACAUCCAUUCCUCUUCUCUUCGGUUCACAAACAGGAAGUAAUGUUACAGGAACAAAUACCUUAAGUUUCUUUGGAAACAAAACAACAACGUCAGCACCGGUGCUGUUCAGUGGUCUUAGGAGCACGCAACCAGCAACAAGUGCCACAACAGGAGUCCCAGCUUUCAUGAGUUUACCAGCUUCAAGUACAUCCACAGGUCUUUCCACUGGAGUUGCAUUAG
Limulus polyphemus (Atlantic horseshoe crab) is the source of this 656-nucleotide messenger RNA. RefSeq names its product nucleoporin NUP145-like. The annotation marks the transcript as partial. The record is from RefSeq and is a predicted model, not a curated record. NCBI's taxonomy places the organism in Eukaryota, Metazoa, Arthropoda, Merostomata, Xiphosura, Limulidae. The transcript is spliced from 4 exons.